This is a messenger RNA of Prorocentrum cordatum, 468 nucleotides long. NCBI's taxonomy places the organism in Eukaryota, Dinophyceae, Prorocentrales, Prorocentraceae. The record is from the annotation of a GenBank genome assembly.
AUGUGGGAGGCGAAGUUGGAGCCCAGCGACAUCUUUACUACAAUCUACAACGCUGGGAUCAGCGCGUGCGAGAAAGGCGAGCAGUGGCAGCGGGCACUGGCCUUGCUCUGCGAGAUGCGGGAGGCGAAGUUGGAGCCCGACGUCACGCGCUACAGCGCCGGGAUCAGCGCGUGCGACAAAGGUCAGCAGUGGCAACGGUCGUUGUCUCUGCUCGGCGAGAUGCGGGAGUCCAGAUUGGAGCCCAAUGCCAUCAGCUACGACGCUGCGAUCUGCGCGUGCGAGAGGUGCGGCCAGUGGCGGCAGGCGGUGGCGCUGCUCAGCAAGAUGCGGGAGCGCAGUAUGAGGCUUGACGAAGUCAGUCACAAUUUGGGUGUCUGUAUCGAGUGCUUACGAGAGGUCAUCUCGCGACUCGGCAGGAUUUCCUUGCUAUCCUCAGAUCGGUUUUUCGCGCUUCCGAGCAUGCAAUGA